Messenger RNA from Ilex paraguariensis (yerba mate), 402 nucleotides. Lineage: Eukaryota; Viridiplantae; Streptophyta; Magnoliopsida; Aquifoliales; Aquifoliaceae. The record is from the annotation of a GenBank genome assembly.
AUGGGGAGGGGAAGGGUUCAGCUGAAGAGAAUUGAGAACAAGAUCAAUAGGCAAGUGACUUUCUCUAAACGCCGAUCUGGGUUGCUCAAGAAAGCUCAUGAGAUCUCUGUCCUGUGCGACGCAGAGGUGGCGUUAAUUGUUUUCUCUACCAAAGGAAAGCUAUAUGAGUAUGCUACGGACUCUUGUUGCCCUUUAGUUNUGACUUUCUCUAAACGCCGAUCUGGGUUGCUCAAGAAAGCUCAUGAGAUCUCUGUCCUGUGCGACGCAGAGGUGGCGUUAAUUGUUUUCUCUACCAAAGGAAAGCUAUAUGAGUAUGCUACGGACUCUUGGGGUAAUCAAGUUCCCCAACAGUGUAUAGGAGCUAUGAAGUCAUUUCAGGCUCUACAUAGUAAAGUUGGCUAA